AUGUGCCGUCUUCUCGCUGCCGAACUGUUCCUCCGCUGCCAGCACAUCCAGCCCUGCCACCUGAAGCACCCUCUGCAGCGCUGCCAUGCCCCCCGCGGCCAGCGCUUCCGCAACCCCGACGCCGCCACCAAUCCAGGCCGCGUCCCUUCUCGAGCCUGCCCGGAGGAGCACUGGCGCACCGCCACGAUCGAGGUCGACGGCUACUGUCCCGCCUGCACGCAGCAGCGAGAAGAAACAAGGCAGCUGCUGCAGUCCUCCUUCAACCAGGGAGAAACCGGAGACGACGCCGGAGACGAGAACGAGAACGAGGACGAGGACGAGGACGCUGGGCUAGAGGAGCAGCAGAUCGCGGGCGAAGUGAAGGAGUAUAGCUGUGGCCACAGACGGGUGCGGAUGGACCCAGCGGUGCUCCAGCGAUUCUCAGACGACCCCGACCCCGACGCCGAAGACCAGCACGAAAGAGGAGCAGCUCGAGAGCACGCCGGAGACGACACUCGCGCCGUCGAGAGCUGUCUGCGGUGGGACAAGCUGCGGUUGCGCGAGGUAGCUGUUCGUAUCGCUACUUCACACAGCGCGAAGAGCAGAGAAAGCCAGCGAACGUCGACUUCGACUUUCUUCCGCUUCUUCGACCUCGACUUCGACUUCAACCUCGCUGGACAGAACAGACAUCCAGACAGAACAGAACAGACAGACAGCUAG
Trichophyton benhamiae CBS 112371 is the source of this 699-nucleotide messenger RNA. RefSeq lists its product as uncharacterized. The record is from RefSeq and is a predicted model, not a curated record. Bases 1 to 699 code for a protein of 232 amino acids. NCBI's taxonomy places the organism in Eukaryota, Fungi, Ascomycota, Eurotiomycetes, Onygenales, Arthrodermataceae. The transcript is spliced from 2 exons.